Fonsecaea multimorphosa CBS 102226 is the source of this 2055-nucleotide messenger RNA. RefSeq lists its product as uncharacterized. The record is from RefSeq and is a predicted model, not a curated record. Gene Ontology annotation, molecular function: transcription corepressor activity; protein binding. Gene Ontology annotation, biological process: regulation of transcription by RNA polymerase II. Lineage: Eukaryota; Fungi; Ascomycota; Eurotiomycetes; Chaetothyriales; Herpotrichiellaceae. The coding region runs from base 1 to 2055 and encodes 684 amino acids. The transcript is spliced from 5 exons. Gene Ontology annotation, cellular component: Set3 complex.
AUGGAGACCGACGCUGCAUCAACGUUCAGCGCAAAGCCACCUCCACUGACUUCAGACCAACUGAAUUAUCUUAUAUGGAGAUAUCUUCAGGAAUCAGGCUACGCCGAGGCUGCUGUCAAGCUUCAACGCGAUUGGAAUGUGGACGCAGAGAGCCUCCCAUUUGCGAAACAUGUCAAAGGCCAUGCCCUUGUUUCUCUGGUGCAAAAGGGUCUCCGCUAUCACCACUUAUCGCUCACAAUUGAUGAGAAUGGCCGGCCUUCGAAGCAGCUCAAUCCGUCCAUGUUCUUCUUUGGCCCUGAGAGUGAGAAACCGCCACGAGAACUACCCGAUGAACCUGUCAUUUCAGCACCUUCACCCGAUGAGUCCGUCACCGAGCCUCGACGACAGCCUCGUGAUGGCAUUACAAACGGUCUUCAGGAAGCCUUGGCCGCACAACCCGCGCCUAAACGAGGCCGAAAAACAGCACCCAGUUCGGAACGUAAUGGAAGCGUGGCGCGUAAACCUUCAGCAUCUGCAAACCGACACGGCCAUGCCUCCGCCAUGGACGUCGAUAUGCUGAAUGGUCACCUCGUCCCUCUUGCCGACGCCAGAUCCCCGUCUGCCACGGACCUUGGAGCCGACGAGAAUGGCCCUCUUGUCAAUGGCAUCAAGACUGAUGAGCGGAUGGACAUUGACGAAGAAUCACUAGCCGCAGAUCACCACAAUCACGAACCGCAUGUUGAGCUUGUGCUACCGACCGUUCAUACUCUAGCCACGGGGCAAAGCAUCGGCAUUCAAGUUGCUCCAGCCAAGGUUGCAAACCUUGGCUCGUCCACCACCAUCCUUCAAUUACCCUCUGGCACUGGGCAGGAGCCAUCGAAGCCACUUACCCGUAUUGCAUGGCGUCCUGGGGACGACAAAUUACUGACAGCAAUAGGGGAUGAUUUUUGCGGAUUCUGGAAUGCUGCCGACCAGGCUCCAGAUGCCGUUGCACCACCUCGCUUUCAAGAGCUACUGGAAUCGGGAGAUGGGAAACUGAUAAGUGCGAUGGCGUGGGAGCCGAACGGGGAACUGCUUGCAGUCGCAACCUAUAGCGACCAUUCUGGGCAGAUACAUUUGUUUGACGGCCAAGAACUCUCCAUGCUCGAGGCGUUGCCGGCGUCGCAAAGGGCCAUUACCUCUCUCCUGUGGCACCGACAAGGCUCACGUUUACUUGGCGUUGCUCCCUACGACUCCGACACUACAGAUCCUUCCCAGAGCGGAGGCUCCUCCAUUCUCCUCUGGGAUCUGUCCAAAUUAUCCGGCCUUGCUGAACCUUCAACAGUUCUUGUCCCGGAGAUUCUGGUUGAUGUAGACGGCGCAUUCUUUGACGGCAAUGGCAUUAUCUGCGCUGCCGGACAGAACGCUGUCUACUAUUGCCGCGCCUUUACAGACAUCGGGGUUGAGCAGAAGUGGACGUCGGAUCCCAGUGGGGGCGAUCAAUGGACCUUUAUCAGAUGCGCCUGGCACGGAGAACGGGACGCCAUGUUAGUUGCAGCAUCCGCCGAGACUGGUGCUCUGUGGAUGCCGGCCCAGAACAUUUUCAAGAGAGGGGCACAUGACACGCCUAUCACAGGUCUUGAACUUCGACCUCGCUUAUCCAGCACGUUCAACCCUUUAUGGAAACAAGAGUUUGCCACUUCCUCCAUGGACGGGACUAUCAAAAUCUGGCAGUACGACGGGGAAAGCAAUUCCAUCAACUCAGUGUGCAAACUCAUCAUUGGACACGGUUCGCCUAUUAUGGCAUUGUCGUAUUCUCCCGAUGGCUUCUGCUUGGCAGGGGCCAGCUACGAUGCUGCUCGCAUCUGGAACGCCGAGCAUGGCCACAACCUGAUGGCUACUUGGAAGGACGAACAGAAUUUAUGGAGAGGUUCGCAGCUGAAAGACGAUGACAUGAUGAGUACCGGCGGCAUUUCAAGUGUUAAUGGCGAUACGAUUCAAACGAGUUCUGAUCACGCAUUGAUUUGGGAUGGCCAGAGCAAAAGCCUCGCUUUUGGCCUUGGGUCCCAGGUUGCUCUCAUUGAUUUCCAACGGUGA